AUGUCCAGCCCCUCAACCAAAGCCAGUACCACUUAUCCAUUGUUCGGCUGUCCCAUUCCCUACACUGAGCCCCUCUGGUACUCCCGCAACAUCUCACCGCAUUACACAGAGUCACAUCGCAGACUUCGAGCCGCCGUCCGAAAAUACGUCGACGAUGAGAUCCUCCCAUUCGCAUUUGACUGGGAGUCCUCCGGCAAAGUGCCAGACUCGGCACGUGCAUUCAAGAGACAUGCAGAGCUUGGAUAUCUUGCUUUGAGCACGGAUCUUCCCAAUGUUCCACUCCCUGGAGGUAUCCCUUUUGAAGAGUGGGAUUCGUGGCAUACGUUGAUUGUUACGGACGAGUUGUGUCGUGUGGGUUAUACUGGUGUGCUCUGGGGUCUCGGUGGUGGAAAUGGAAUCGGCGUGCCUCCCAUCACUGACUUCGGUACUGCAGCCCAGAAAGCAAGAUUCCUUCCUGGUGUUGCUGAUGGUAGCAUCCGGUUCUGCCUUGGGGUUACUGAGCCUGAUGCCGGUUCGGAUGUAGCGAAUAUAAAAACCACAGCCGUGCGGAAAGGAGACCAUUACAUAGUCAACGGCGCCAAAAAAUGGAUCACCAACGGCAUCUGGGCCGACUACAUGACCGCCGCCGUACGAACCGGCGGUCCAGGCGCCACCGGAAUCUCCGUGCUGAUCAUCCCCCUCAACAUCCCCGGCGUAACCAGGCGGCCGAUGCACAAUUCUGGCGUCGGCGCCUCCGGGAGUACAUUCAUCUCUCUCGAAGACGUACGCGUACCCGUCGAGAACCUGCUCCUUGAAGAAGGGCGCGGUUUCGAAGUCCUCAUGUCGAAUUUCAACCCAGAGCGCAAGAGCAUCGCGACUUCGGCCAUUCGCCUUAGUCGUGUAUGCGUAGAGGAUGCGUGGAGACAUGCGUGUACCCGCGAAACGUUCGGGAGGAAGUUAAUCGAGAAUCCAGUUAUCAGAGGGAAAUUUGUGAGGAUGGGGAGGAUGAUCGAGCCUGCCCAGGCGCUCUUGGAACAGUUGACUUGGUUGAUUGAACAGGCUCGGCGAGAUGGAGAUGCGAAGAACGGCGCGAGACUUGGUGGCAUGACGGCGAUGUUGAAGAUUGUCAGUACGAGAUGUCUGGAGAAGUGCGUGAGGGAGGCUCAGCAAAUUAUGGGAGGCCUGGGAUAUGCGAGGGGUGGAAAGGGGGGAAGGAUUGAAGCAAUCUCGAGAGAUGUCAGAGUUCUGGCCGUUGGUGGUGGAAGUGAAGAGAUCAUGAGCGAGCUCGCAUUCCGGGAAGAGGUCAAGGAUCUAAAAAUAUAUGCAAACUCAAUGAGCAAGUUAUAG
This is a messenger RNA of Amorphotheca resinae ATCC 22711, 1326 nucleotides long. RefSeq lists its product as hypothetical. The record is from RefSeq and is a predicted model, not a curated record. The transcript is spliced from 6 exons. Gene Ontology annotation, molecular function: flavin adenine dinucleotide binding; oxidoreductase activity, acting on the CH-CH group of donors. Lineage: Eukaryota; Fungi; Ascomycota; Leotiomycetes; Helotiales; Amorphothecaceae. The coding region runs from base 1 to 1326 and encodes 441 amino acids.